AUCUACGACUCCUAUAAUACUGUCAGCAGGACGUUGACUACUCACCCGCUACUCAAGACUCUGGCACUGUGGCAUACCUCCUACUUAAUUACAUUCCAUAACCCAACUUACCAUGAAAUUAGUCAUUUGAAUAUUUGAUAAUAGCACUGUCAAUUUAAUUGUCGUAUCUGGCGGUCCACUUUCUGUACCCAAUAUCUACUAUUUGUUUUAAAUUACAAUGGGUGUGACAAGUUUACAGAUAAUUUUUGACAACCCUACAGCUGUAUUUAUGCCUGGUCAAUCCGUUACUGGGAGGGUAUUGGUAGCUACUAGUAGUUCUGUAAAAAUUAGAGGUAUUAAAUUGAAAUUCCGAGGAGAAGCCAAAGUUUCAUGGACUGAACAAGAAUCUCGUAGAAGCGAUAAUGGUGAAACUGAAAACUACUCUGUCAAAUAUGAUGCUGAAGAAGAAUAUUUUGAAAAUAAAAUGACUUUGGUUGGAGGUGGAGGUGAAUCACAGUUAGAGGCAGGUGAACGGGUUUAUCCAUUUAAUAUUUCUUUACCUCAUCAGUUACCAUCUACAUUUAAUGGAGAGCAUGGACACAUUCGUUAUAUAGCAAAAGUUACAAUUGAUAUUCCUUGGGGCAAAGAUAAAGAAACAGAAAUAACUUUCCAAGUUAUUUCUCCUUUGAAUUUAAAUGACGAACCAUCACUAGCUGAACCCAAAAAAGAAGAAAAAGAAAAGUUUUAUUGUUGCUGUUGCUGCGAGUCUGGUCCAACGACAUUGGUAGUCUGUCUUCCUUAUAGUGGUUUUGUACCUGGACAAAUUAUACCUCUUACUGUUGAACUGGAUAACAAUAGUAAUGUAACAAUUGAUGCUGUCAAAAUUAAGUUGAAACGAGACCUAUCAUUUAAAGCAAGACACCCAAGUGAAAAAACAAACUUCAGUUCAUCCGAACUUGCAGUUUUACGUUUACAAGGUAUUGAAGCUCAUGCUUCGAAAACAUGGACGGAGCAAAUGAUAGUUCCGAAUAGUUUGAUGUUUUCUAAUCUAAAGUAUUGUGGAAUCAUAACUGACCAAUAUGUAUUAAAUGUUGAAGCAGUUGCUGGGGGUAUGUAUGAAAACACUGAUAUUAAUGUGAAAAUUACAAUGGGUAAUAUUCCAUUAUCUAUUGCCCAAGAUGCACCUCAAUUUGGUAUUCCAAUUCAAUCACCUAAUCAAAACGAUCCUUCAAAUGGCCAAUUCCCUACAAAUUCUACCAACCCUAUAAAUUUACCUGCCCCUAUUCCUGGCUUCGCACAGCAAGUUCCACCACCAUAUGACCAACCCUCAUAUCCACAACAAGCCAUGGACCCAGCACAAAUCUCUGGUCAACCAUCAUUGUAUCCUCAAAUGCAAAUGUAUAACCAAUCUCAGUUGCCUUACCCAGAUGUGAAUAUACAACAACCGGCAUUCAAUCCAUCUUAUCCUUCUGCCCCUAAUCUAGGAUAAUCUAGGUUCAGAAUCUGUUUAUAUGUAUUCUUAUUUUAUUUUUAAUUUAAACGUCGUGAUUUCUAGUAAUUGAGAUGCAUUCAGUCAAAAUGGUUACAAUUGUUUUUCUUAGAUAUUUUGUAUAAUAGGCAAACUAACAAAAUAUUUAACAAUUAUUACAGUUUCACUAUAUAUUUUAUCGAUUUAUUUAAAUAUUAUUAAUGUUACAUAUAGUAUUUAACCACUUACUUGUUUCACUAAUUGUUACUGUUAUAUUUAUUAAUUAAUAAUUUAUUAAACUUCAAUACAGUUUUUGUUCAACAUUUCAGUUUGACCAUGAAUUUUGUAAUAUACACUCUUUUUAGCAUAAGAAGCGAUUGCUUUAUGUCAAUCAGCUCAAACCCAACUGUUCCCUUACUUAAUCACCAACAAUAGCCAAUACACAGAACAAAGUCAUACAAUUUAGCUUCUCUUGUUGCUUCUUAUGUUGAAAGUGAAUAAAUAGCAACGAUUAAUGUUUAAUAAUUUGUAAAGUACCUCUUCAAAACAAGUCGUUUCAACUAGAAAAACAAAAAAACAUUCUAUCCAAUACUUGGGAUUAUUAAACCAUUUAUUGGUAAAUAAGAAAAAUGAUGGUUCAAUUAAGAUUAAUACAAUUUUUUCAAAAAUUGAUCCAUACUUAAUAUCAAAAUCUAUAGAAAUAUUUAUUUAAUAUGCUUUCAAUGCACCUUUAUAUAUUAUACCUUCACUUGCUUUAGUCUUUUAUGUGCUUGGUGAAUUAUAGCUGUAAUGAACCCUCUAUAACAUAA
Myzus persicae (green peach aphid) is the source of this 2256-nucleotide messenger RNA. RefSeq names its product arrestin domain-containing protein 3-like. Gene Ontology annotation, biological process: protein transport. NCBI's taxonomy places the organism in Eukaryota, Metazoa, Arthropoda, Insecta, Hemiptera, Aphididae. The record is from RefSeq and is a predicted model, not a curated record. The transcript has 7 exons. Gene Ontology annotation, cellular component: cytoplasm. Bases 218 to 1468 code for a protein of 416 amino acids.